Molecule: messenger RNA, 507 nt
Organism: Paraphaeosphaeria sporulosa
Lineage: Eukaryota; Fungi; Ascomycota; Dothideomycetes; Pleosporales; Didymosphaeriaceae
Exons: 3
Coding region: 45-317 (90 amino acids)
Source: RefSeq, a predicted model, not a curated record
ACUGCUCGCACAUCUUACCUGUAUUUGUCUGAGUAUCCAUCGUCAUGACUCGAGCAUGCCCGACUCAUGGCCGUGCCGUGGUCGCGCCCACGUUGUGCAGACCACUUGAGGGCUUUGCGAACCUUGCUGCGCUAAUCUCACAAAGCUGCUGGCUUACUGCACUUGCUUUCUCGGAGAUUUCCAGAGGGGAAGUUUUGGCUCCUACCCAAGCUGAAGUGCGCUCUUCUGAUCAUGACCCGGGUCAUUCUGCCGGCCUGAGGAUCGUCGUUGAAUUUUCAACUUUCGUCGAAGUCGUCGUAGUAAUCCUCUCCUUUUAAUUUGUCUGUCCCGCGUUGCGGUGAGACGUCUCGGGACACCAUAGUGCUCCAUGUGACUGUCGAGUGAAGCCCUCCCUUAUUGCUGCUUGUUUGGUGCUUCGUCCAUUCAUUAUGAAGUUCUGGUCCACUCUUUUCAUUCUUUCAUCCAGCUGCCUUGCUGGCGCAUUUCCGACUCUCUCCGCCCGCAGCC